This is a messenger RNA of Caenorhabditis remanei, 1749 nucleotides long. RefSeq lists its product as uncharacterized. The transcript is spliced from 7 exons. Gene Ontology annotation, biological process: innate immune response. The coding region runs from base 1 to 1749 and encodes 582 amino acids. Gene Ontology annotation, cellular component: membrane raft. NCBI's taxonomy places the organism in Eukaryota, Metazoa, Nematoda, Chromadorea, Rhabditida, Rhabditidae. The record is from RefSeq and is a predicted model, not a curated record.
AUGUCAAAAUUUCUGGAAAUUAAUAAGAGGGCGUUGGUUCCGGACUAUUUGCACAAAAAAUCAAUGUUUUAUAUUCUUGAAGAGUUUCAAGGGAAUCUCCAGACGUUUGGUGGCUAUCCGUAUGGUUGUUCUUACGGAAAGGAGGAAGAAUGUGCUCAGUUAUUGAUGAAUGCAGCGAAAAAUAGACUUCGAAUGUACGGAUCGGCUCGCGAAUUCGCGGAGAAUCUGAAAAUCUACGGGAGUUUCAGUGGAAAUGAUUUGUUUUUCGAUUUAGAUGAAUUUCCGUAUCAAACGAAUGCAAUUGUCUAUCGAAGUCUGAAAAACGAUGAGGAAUACAUCUGCAAUUUGGAUCUUUUCGUGAUUCUUCAGAAUAUUCUUCUUGGAAUUUCGGAAAAUCCUCCGAUGCUGCUCGCAGCGGCUCUUGAUUAUUAUUUGAAGAAUGUGGAAGAAGAAGAAGAAGUUAAUGAGAAUUCGCUCAAAUUUGUGCGAUUCGACGAGAAAAUUUUUGAGGGAAUCGAGAAGGAUUUGAGGGAGAUGAUUGCGGAACGCCGGCCAAAUGAGCCCGAACACAAACUAUUCACUUCGGAAUUUCCUGAAAUCAAAUCUCUAGUAGAUGUUAUCGAAAAAAGACAAGAAUUGUUUCAUCCGAAAGCUAAAGUUGUUCGUCUUUUUGAGGAUGGCGAUCAGAAGUUUGUGAUGAAAGCGGAAAUUGAUUAUAUACUCAACAAGACGAAAGAUGAUACUGAAAUUCGCUUUUUGCACACAAUGGGAAUGGAAGAAGCUGAACGGACACUUGGGAAAAACACUUUUGAGUUCAUCCGCUGCCCAAUCCAACGAGCUAAACACCGAGCUGUUCCCAUCAAAGGCUGUGGUGGUGGAAAACAAGAGUCCAAUUUUUACAUUCUCGCCGUCGACGCCCUAUUUGAAUAUCUCCGAAGUGCCAUUUUCGGUGCGAAAAUUCUCCAAAAAAUCUCGAAUUUCGACGAGUUUUUGCGUGUUUUAUCCGAUUAUCAGAACGUUUUCACAUGGGAAUGUAAAAGUCCAUAUUUCAUUAGAAUGAGUGUGUUGAAUGGAUUAGCAAAAUUGUCAUCCGAAGUAGAAAAACUUCCAGCGAAAGAAGUGAGAAAUGCGAAAUGUGAUGGAUUCACUCUACAGAAUCUGAAAAAUGAGUUGAAACAUCUCGGGCUCACUGAAGCAUUGCCUGAAAUUCAGGAUUACGCAGAAGUGGUUUAUGAUCAUGUGGAUAGAGUGAAGGCCGAGGAAUAUCUGAGAACGUGUGACUUGUUUGAUGCCAUCGAGCAAUGUCAACUCAUUUGUAUCUUCAAUCGAAUUCCAAAUCUCAAAAAGUUCCUCCACAAUCAGAAUGGAUGUGGAAGAGUUGUCGGAUUGAAGUGUGAUGAGUGUGAGAAGAAGACUCCAGAAGUCCAAAUUUCGUCUCAAACCCAGGAUCCGAGCAAAGCAAGCAUUUAUUCACAAAUAUGUGAGGAGAUGAUGGAGAUAAAGAAAGAAUUGGAAGAUUUGAAGAAUAAUUACGAAAAAGUUGUGGAAUCUGAAGCCAAAUUGAAGGAAGAAUUGACUCUGGAAAAGGAGAAAAAUCGGGAGACAAUUCUCACGUUGAAGGCUGAAAAUGCCGCGAAUGAGAGAGUAAUUCAACAGUUACUCGAUAAAUUGACACCAAUUAGUAGCAAUGAAGACCGUCAAAAUGCCGUUGAAGAAGCUCCGUUCGAUUGGAGUGGUUUUCCAAUCUGA